This is a messenger RNA of Malus domestica (apple), 1045 nucleotides long. The record is from RefSeq and is a predicted model, not a curated record. Lineage: Eukaryota; Viridiplantae; Streptophyta; Magnoliopsida; Rosales; Rosaceae.
ACGACAUGUCGUUGGUUCCGCGGUCUGAUCAUGGAAGAAGGGAGCAUAUGGAAGCACGUGUGCCUACGUGAUCUUCAGGUCCCUGAGCCUCGUCACGUGGCACUCAAUUGGAGGAAGCUCUACGUUUCAGCCUUUGAUGGGAGUCACUCUUACAUGUUUCGCCAGCAGGAGAAGCAUAUCGACUGGAUGCGCAUCGGUGCAUUCUCCGUUGAAUCCUCAGAAGCAUUCCUAACAGAAAAGUUGAUCAAACCAUCAAGGCUCCCAGAAGGAGAUACCAUACAGAAAAUGUUGGAGUCCUGCGGCAGUUGUGUGUUGGAUAAAGUUAGAACUGGGAUAUGGAUUGCUGAUCUCCAGCUUGUCCGAUGCCCCGUCUGCGAGCUCAAUACCUGUGAUGGAACGAUGCAGACAUUGGAUGCAAGGCAUAUUGAGCUGUUCUUAAGCGAGGGGUACAAGAAUGGAAGCUGGGAAUACGAACUUAUAGGUCGCCAUGAUGUCAACGAGCAUGCCGAUGGUGCUUGUGGGGCUAUUUUCGAUAUGAAACACCUCAAGGAAUCUUCAACAUCUGUGUUUAAUCUCAAGUCAUGGGUGGGCAAACCAACAGACUGGCAACCAAAGGCUAUCAUUACUCUACAUGCAGUUGCAGUCAACACAAAUCUGCAGAAGAACGAAGGACUUCAAGUGAAAUACCAUGCCAUGAGAGAUGGACCUCAAGGAGAAGUAGUAUCCAUCAGAAUCUCACAGCAGCUCCUGUAAAGUCACAGGCCUCAAAACUUCCUCGCCAAGCUACACGAAACAGAUUCCCGGAACUCCACAGAUUAUUGCUAGUUGCCAAUCUCCGAAGGGCAACUCAAUAAAACGCCUUUCGAAUAAUCAGAUACAUGAAAAUAUUUCCUGUUAGCUUAGAGAUAGAUUGGUCUUCCUUGUAGAAAUGAUAAACACAUAUGCUACUACAGAUACAUGAUACAUGCUCACACACAUAUUUGUGAAUCAAUGAACGGCUCAGAUCAAUUGUUCAAAACAUCUUUGAAAUUAAAAUUUUAUAUAA